AUGGCUUCCGCCAUUUUCAUUCAAACUUCGUUUCAAUCCAAAUCUUUGAAUACCCAUUUCGUUCCUUCCUUCAGACUCCUCGUUUCCCUCUCUUUCAAACCCCGGACCGCUGCCUUCCCCAAAUGUGUCCAUAUCCGACCCGGUUUGAUCGAGCCGGACGGCGAGAAACUCGUCAACCUCCACGUGACGCAGCUGGAGCGAGAGUUGAAGAAGAGGGAAGCGACUUCGUUGUCCAAGGUGAAGCUUACUCCGAUCGACAUGCAAUGUGUUCACGCUUUGAGUAAAGGUUGGGCUAGCCCGUUAAUCGGGUUCACGAGGGAAACUGAGUUCCUCCAAACUCUUCAUCUUAACUCGCUCCGGCUCGGCGAUGGUUCCUUCGUCAACAUGUCGGUCCCGAUUGCAUUAGCUAUCCACGAUUCGCAAAAGGCGAGUAUCGGUGAGUCCGACAUAGUCGCUCUGCUUGACUCGGAUGAUAAACUCAUUGCCAUCCUAACCAGUAAGUUAUAA
Messenger RNA from Gossypium arboreum, 507 nucleotides. RefSeq names its product ATP-sulfurylase 3, chloroplastic-like. Gene Ontology annotation, biological process: sulfate assimilation. The record is from RefSeq and is a predicted model, not a curated record. Gene Ontology annotation, molecular function: adenylylsulfate kinase activity. The coding region runs from base 1 to 507 and encodes 168 amino acids. The transcript has a single exon. NCBI's taxonomy places the organism in Eukaryota, Viridiplantae, Streptophyta, Magnoliopsida, Malvales, Malvaceae.